AUGAGGCUAUCACUGCUAUGGCUGUGCUUCGCUGCAACGUGCCAGGCUGCGCAGCUUUUGGUCUACACUCGCACGGCAGGCUACAGGCACGAGUCUAUCCCGACUGCAGUGGCUGCCAUUGAACAGUUUGGUCGAAACGCCUCGACGGGGCUCUACAAUGUCGUCAACAGUGAGGAUCCUGCAGUGUUCAACACGACAGCGUCUCUGCUUGAGUACGAUGCAAUUGCCUUUCUAUCAAACUCGGAUGAGAUCCUCGAUACGCCAACUCAGAGAGCCAACCUGGAGGCGUAUCUCUUGGCUGGCAAGGGACUCAUAGGCAUUCAUUCUGGAAACGCUGCUCUCUUCGAUGUACCCUUCUUCGGUACCGCCCUGGGCGCAUUCUUUGACUAUCAUCCGACAUUGCAAGAAGCCACAUUCGAAGUUCUCGACUCGGAUCACCCUUCGACAAGCAACCUGCCGCCCGUCUUAUCAUUCGAAGAGGAGGUCUACCAGUAUCGUAGUGAUCCACGUGCGACGAACGUCACGCUCCUGCUCACUGUCGACCCUGCAUCAUACAGCGAUCCACAGAACGGCACACGACCGUACUAUCAAGGUGGCCAACCUCAUCCUAUUGCCUGGUACAGAGACACUCCUCUCGAUCUAGGCAAUCGCACGAACACAAAUGGUCAGAACGGUACAGAUGGCACCGUUGUACAACCGGGCUCCUUUAUUGCUACAGGUCGGACGUGGUACACCAGCCUGGGCCACCUGACAAUGACGUGGCAAGACUCGACAUUCUUGUCGCACGUCCAAGGAGGCAUCAGUUGGGUCUUAGAGCUCGAUAGCUCCUCGUCGACGAGCAGUAGCACGACGAGCAUGGGUACAAGCGUCGCUGCGACUUCAUCGCCAAGCACAUCACCUACCGCUGCAUCCACUUCCUCACAAAGCAGUGCUGCCGGGCUUCUUGCAACAGAAUUAAGCAUGGCCCUCUUGGCGGUCUGCACAGUGUUGUCACUCUCUAUAUGA
This is a messenger RNA of Mixia osmundae IAM 14324, 1005 nucleotides long. RefSeq lists its product as uncharacterized. The record is from RefSeq and is a predicted model, not a curated record. The coding region runs from base 1 to 1005 and encodes 334 amino acids. The transcript is spliced from 5 exons. Lineage: Eukaryota; Fungi; Basidiomycota; Mixiomycetes; Mixiales; Mixiaceae.